This is a messenger RNA of Mizuhopecten yessoensis (Yesso scallop), 621 nucleotides long. Its product is annotated as perlucin-like. Bases 44 to 550 code for a protein of 168 amino acids. The transcript has 5 exons. The record is from RefSeq and is a predicted model, not a curated record. NCBI's taxonomy places the organism in Eukaryota, Metazoa, Mollusca, Bivalvia, Pectinida, Pectinidae.
AGACGUCCCUUAUCUAGGGAACACAUCGUCUAACAAAUCCAACAUGGCUGCCGUUUCGAUGUAUGAAAUAUUUUGUGUACUGCUGGUCCUAACCGUUACGACACAAGUGUCUGGUGACUGUCCGAGUGGCUUUCUGGUACAUGCGAAUUCCUGCUACAUGGAUUUUAACAUCCAGGCCACGUGGGCUGAGGCCUCGAUGAUCUGCGACGUUUACGGUGGUUAUCUGGCUGAAAUCGGAGACGAGCAUGAGCAACACUUCAUAGCAGGUUACAUCUCAAGGAAAACAAAAAGUUCGUACAAGCCUGGUAUUUUCUGGCUCGGAGCGUCGGACCUCCUGACAGAAGGUGAAUGGAUGUGGUCAAACUCGGACACGUAUCUUACGUAUAAAAACUUCGCACCUGGGGAACCCAACAAUGCUGCUGGUGGCGAACACUGUUUGGAGUUCGAUUUCUCUGGCAACUUCCAAUGGAAUGACAACAAUUGUGAAAACCUCUACAAUUUCGUCUGUGAAGUCCCAAUGAAGAUAUCAACCGGUGGGAUUAUUGGUUGAGAAAAAAGGUUUGGACUUCACAAUGUAUAGUUAGCCUGAUUCAUAUUAAACAAAUAUACAUCUGUAUAUCA